Molecule: messenger RNA, 4508 nt
Organism: Dunckerocampus dactyliophorus (ringed pipefish)
Lineage: Eukaryota; Metazoa; Chordata; Actinopteri; Syngnathiformes; Syngnathidae
Gene: ccnd2a
Product: cyclin D2, a
Exons: 5
Coding region: 314-1204 (296 amino acids)
Biological process (GO): mitotic cell cycle phase transition; regulation of cyclin-dependent protein serine/threonine kinase activity; positive regulation of G1/S transition of mitotic cell cycle
Cellular component (GO): cyclin-dependent protein kinase holoenzyme complex; nucleus; cytoplasm
Molecular function (GO): cyclin-dependent protein serine/threonine kinase regulator activity
Source: RefSeq, a predicted model, not a curated record
AAGAGAGGCCAUGCGUGUGCUGCAUGGUCGGAGCUAAUAAAGGGAAUUGCGUCAGUUGCGCACGCCUGUAGCGCAGCCUUGAAAUGCGCCUGAUGCUUUGGCGCUGAGGGGACACACAGGAAAAGUUCUCCACAACGAGAGGCAGCAGGACGCCUGCAGUCUCGUCUUUUUAUGCCUCCUAAACACUUUCCCUUCCGUCAGAGUGUGUUUUUUGUCCUAGCGCACACUUUCCACACAGUGAUCCUCCUUGGGUUCUGGUGAUUUUUUGUGGGUUUUUUUGUGUUUUGUGUGUGUGUGACUUAAGCCAAACGCCAUGGAGCUGCUCUGCCUGGAAAUGGACACCAAUAUACGGGCUCGUCCCGAUCCGAAUCUCCUUUGUGAUGACCGAGUCCUCCAGAGCUUGUUGACCAUAGAGGAGAGGUUCCUACCUCAAUAUUCGUAUUUUAAAGGGGUGCAGAGAGACAUUCAGCCCUUUAUGCGGAGGAUGGUCGCCACUUGGAUGUUAGAGGUUUGUGAGGAGCAGAAGUGCGAGGAAGAAGUUUUUCCCUUGGCCAUGAACUACUUAGACAGAUUUCUAGCAGUGGUACCCACCAAAAAGUGUAACCUGCAGCUGCUGGGAGCAGUUUGCAUGUUUCUUGCAUCCAAAUUGAAAGAGACUCGUCCAUUAACUGCAGAGAAGCUUUGCAUCUACACAGAUAACUCCAUCAGACCACAAGAACUGCUGGAAUGGGAACUGGUGGUGUUGGGGAAGUUGAAGUGGAACCUGGCGGCGGUGACGCCCAACGACUUCAUCGAGCACAUAGUGAGGAGGCUGCCGCUGCCUGAGGAUAAACUGACUCUUAUACGGAAACAUGUCCAGACCUUCAUCGCCCUCUGUGCCACAGAUUUCAGAUUCGCCAUGUACCCUCCAUCCAUGAUUGCCACAGGAAGCGUGGGGGCAGCAAUCUGCGGCUUGCAGCUGGACUCUGUGAACCAGUCCCAGUGGGGGGACAGUCUGACAGACCUGCUGGCCAAAAUCACAAACACAGAAGUGGAUGUUCUCAAAGAGUGCCAGGAGCAGAUCGAGCGUGUGUUAGAGAGCAGCCUGCGUGAGGGCCGGCAGCAGCAACAGCAGCAGCAGACCCAGCGAGGCCCCAGCAGUAAAGGCUUGGACGAGCUGGACCAGUCCUCCACCCCCACAGACGUCCGCGACAUCAACUUGUGAACCACCAGAGGGCAUUGUUGCGCAGGAUUUACAAGAAGAAGAAGAAGAAAAAAAAAGAAUCUUGGAAAAAAAACUUUCUUAAAAGCAGAAAAAAAGAACAAAAAAACAAAAUGUUAAAAACACAAGCCCUUUAAAAGAAAAAGAACAAUGCUUGCUAGUUUUUUUGUAGAUUUUUCUGUUCUUCAAGGCAAAAAAAAGAAAAGAAAACGCCUGCCCACGAAAUAUCCAUUUUUGUUUUAUGAGUCUAAAAGCAACAGAUUCGGUGCACGACGACGCUCCACGGUGCCUUGGAUACACAGAAGGGAAACCAAUCAUAUUUGCAUUCUGUCUUUGAUUGUAUAGAAUGCGUGUUAAGUUAUAUUGUAACCAUAGCUGGUUGGCACAAAGUUGCAUACGUGGGAUCAAAGUACGGGCUUAGUUUUCUUCUCUCCCUCUCUGUUGUGAUAUAUACUCAUGCUAUCUUCAGUAAGAUGUGGCGAGGAAGCCUUGAAAACGGUAUGCUUAACGUCGGUGGCUCCCGAAUCCAGGGAAGAGACAGGAUCCUUUGAAUUGUUAGUCAUAGUAAUUAUUAUUAGCCGUAAUAUUAUUAUUUGACAUAUUUUGAGUAGUCAAGAUCAAUAAGCUCCUUUGUCAGGCUGCUUAUGUGUGUCAGUUAGUGCCUCAGUGUGCGUGUGUGUGUAAGUGUGUGCAGUGUGAAUGGGAUCCUGUAUCUAAAUUAGCAGUAAACAUUGGAAGGCGCGAGGCACUUACGAUGUUAGAAGACGAUGGAGCAAGCUGAGGCUACAUACAUGCUUUGUCUAUCAGUAUAACGGGGCAUCUGUGCUAAGUCACUGCCUUCAUUCAUUAGCAGUGUAUCGAGGACUGUUGUUGGCCAGCAAUAAACUGCUGCAUGGACUAUGAAUGAGACAGAGUUUGUGUGAGUGAAAGAAGCUUCACUCGGAGCCCCUUUGUCUUGAAUACGUCUUGAAUAGCCUCAGCCUCAGAGGUUAUUACUGCCAUUCUGUUAAUGACGGUGUUACAAUGUAAAGGUGGUUUUCCGAGUCUGGAACUCCAGCGUGACGCGCAUUAGAGCACAUUUGAACGGCGGAGAAGGAGCACAGAGGACGUUUCGACUCCAGCGUUUGUCGGAAGGGAGGCGACAGGGUGCGGAGAGAAUGGGAGAUGGAUGGAUGAGUGUGGGGAUGCGGGAGCAUGCUGCUGAUGUACAGCCAGUGGCCGGAUGAUGAAUAAGACGCCCAAUAGAGGGUGGAGAUCAGAAGGUUUGGGUGGGAUUCUUCUAUUUUCUGUAGAUAAUUGAUGGUUGCUGAAUAAGGAACUAAGACUGCCAGAUCUUGGAGGAGUGCAAGAUGACGUCAAUGCAUCUGGAGUCCAACGUAGGGUCGUUUCCAGCUCCCUAUAUGAUUUCAAUGGCAAAGCACUUUGAGAACAUGCUCCCCAGGAGAUGCGUCAAAAUGAAUUGGUGGUGAUUUGGAGGUGGGUGGGUGGGUGUUUCUUUUUGAUUUUAUUAUUUUUUCUUUCUUUGGUUUACUUUGUCGGGCUGGUUUCCCAAUCACCCCCCCCCCUUGUCAAGCAAGAGUCGCAUAAGGACAUUCCAAUCGAAAAGAACAUUCCUAUUCAAGCAAAAGACCAAUGUGACAUAAGGAGCGUGUCCCUUUCCCAGGAUUGGAACAAAAACACAAGACACAGUUCACGUACACUGUCAAGACAUGAAUUCUUUUUUUUUUUGUACUUGAAUUGUUCUUUUUAUUUAUCUGCAUCACAGCCACAGUCGAGUCACACGGGGCGGCGGCCGUGUGGUUGUAACAUCCAAUAUUUGCACAUGUUCUUCAGAGGCCAAUGAGUUGUUAUUUUUUUGUUUGUUUUUUUUUAAGUUUCCAAACCACCACAAGUGAUGUGUGUCGCAGUGGCUGUUGACUUUCUACGGUGCUGGCUUGAAAUGUCACAAAUGGUCACGGACGUGUUGUGUCGUCAGUCCUCUUUGAGCUUUGCUGCUUCGAAUCGUUGACGAGGGGGUUCAUCGGGCAGAGAAACGUGUUUUUCUUUUAAUACCACACAAGCUUGAGGGUUUGGCGCUUUUUUUUUCUUGAAAGACAUCGCCGGUUGUCAAGACUGAAGAGAAUGUGUGGACAUUUUUUUUGUUUGUUUUCAUUUGCCAGUUUUGGAUAAUUGCGCCCCCCCCCCUGCAGGAUGUAAGCUCUCACCCAAACAUAAUGUUUGUGAUUUUUAUUUUGUUUUCUUUCCUGCAAUUUCUCGUUGCGUGUGUUAUAUAUUGAGACCACACUUUCAAUUUGUGUUAUUGAUAUAUUUUAUGGGGUGACCAGACCCACAAAAGGGUUUUUUUUUCUAAGAUUUAGAGAUACUGUAUUCCAAAGUGAAGAGAGGACAGAGGAGGUGUGAAGACAUCAAGAAAAAAAAAGUCAAUAUUUUUAUUGAGUUAUUGUUGUCUUUUUGCGCUGCUAAAAGCUAUGAAUUUGUUUCAUUUAUACAAAAUAACAUUACAGAGUUGUGAUGUGUCACUUGAGUGUGCUGCUAUUUUAUAAACAUUUGUAUUAUAAUAUAAUUAUUUUACUGCUUAAGAGAUAAAUUCAGAAAAAAACGAAGUAGAAGGUGAUAGAAGAACAUGAAAUGAGUAUUCGACUGGAAAUGUUCUUUGUACAGUUUUGCUUAGAUAGCAUGUCUCCUUUACCCCCUAUUUGAAUCUAUUUUGCUAUUUUUCUUCCGUCACAUUCUGCAUCAGUGGUAUAUGUCCUACAGUAUACCUCAGGAUUACACAAAAAACAUACCAACCAAUCCAUCAUCGAUACCUCUGCAGUUAGGGAGCCUGGAAUAGAAUAGAAAAACAAGAAAUUAGCAUUUCUGUGGGUGCACCGCUGUUUGGCUUCCACUUGGACUUACUGGAGGGGGGGGGGGGGUCCACAACAUUUUUGGGGGGUCUAGUUUGUCGGUGCUACAUCUGACAUGUUGUGCAUUCCAAUGAUGGCCAAAGUACACUUGUUGCUUUACACACAAUCACCAUGAAUGUCCGCGCCAAUAUGGAUUCUGAAUGUGGGAACGACGUGUUUUGGUCAAGCGUGUGUGCGUGCGUGCGUGCGUGCGUGUAUGUGUAACUGCCACAAAUUUAUGAAGGUGAGUUACACCUCAUUUUAACCCAUAAAUAUUGUGAUAUCUGGAAGUUUGAAUGGAGCAGAUUUCCCCUUUUUCCCCCGCCCCCUCCUCCACUAGAACUCAUAUCAUGUACCUCAAAUGUCUGUUGCACAACCUCUGUUCAAUAAACUUCUGCUUUAAAGGGUGUGACACCACAUCA